GGGCAGUCCAUCUCGUCAGGCCGUGGCGAUUUCCUCGUCGGAAAUGUCAUUCGAGCCGCGGCAUUUUUCCUCUCGGUGGUCGGGGUUGUGCCGAUGCGUUUUGGCGUAUCGUCUAGUGGGCCGCCAGCUUUGCUCUUUGGGGAUGUCUUUAGCAUGGUCUGGGUUUCUCCUCUUCGCGACAUUGCCUCCGCGCCUCGCUGGGCUCUCCUUCCCACUGACGUUCUUCGCCUGGUCCGCCGAUGGGGAAUCUGGGUGGGCCUUUUUUUUUCAAAACCGGAAAAAUUAGAGAACUAUUAGAAAGGAAAACCGCCCGGGCGUUUUCCGCCUGAGCCGCCCGCGUCCUCUCGGCUAGUGAGAGCGCGCAGUGCCUGCGUGGGUACUUCGCUUAUCCUAUGGGACCGCGCCACGUUUCUCAUCGUCUGUCAGCCUGCGU
This is a messenger RNA of Amoebophrya sp. A120, 433 nucleotides long. Lineage: Eukaryota; Dinophyceae; Syndiniales; Amoebophryaceae. The record is from the annotation of a GenBank genome assembly.